Messenger RNA from Knipowitschia caucasica, 1143 nucleotides. NCBI's taxonomy places the organism in Eukaryota, Metazoa, Chordata, Actinopteri, Gobiiformes, Gobiidae. The record is from the annotation of a GenBank genome assembly.
AUGUUCGACCUCGGCCUGAGAUCCGACGGCUUCGUUGACAACACGGGUCUCUAUGACAACACCAUCUCCUUCUCGCAGUACGGCGGCAGCGUAAAGUCUGGCCAGUACGACACCGGCCUCAAAACCAACGGCUACGAUGUGACGCGCUCGGCUCAGUACAGCACCAAGGCCAGCAGCCUGCCGUACGGUGGCAGCGUGGCGUCCGGUCAGUUCGACACCAUGAACGGCUACAAGUCCAGUCAGUACGACAUGAGCCUGCGCUCCGGACAGUUCGACCUGAAGACGGAUCAUUACGGCUCUGGGGUGAAGUCCAGUCAGUACGAUGUGGGCGUGAAGUCGGGGCAGUCCACCAUUCGCUCGGCGCAGUACGACAACGCCACGGUUGAUGCAGUGCUACCGGCAUUCACCUGGUCCACCACCACGCUGCCCGCAGUGCCCGCGCCGGCCGCGAGCGCCACCAGCUACAGCUACCAGAUCAGCACCAACAACAUGGGGGGGUCAGUGCCACUCAGCCCCGCCUCCCCGUCCUCUCUGUCAGUUUAUGGUUUUCAGAACAACUUGGGGCCCACCUCUGGCAGUGUGCUCACCACAGGUGGAGCCAACACCAGCGCCAGUCUGGGAGGUUACGGAGUGCAGAAAAAUGUGUCCAGCGUUGGGGUGACGAGCUCUGGAGUCUCCACAGCCACCAGGUCUCAGACCGAUGAGUCCUACAAGAGGUAUGUGACGGCCGAUAAAGAGAAUCUAUUAGCUAAGAGCGAUGGGGAGACUUUGAUCAUGGCCAAAGACACCGGGAAACAGUUCACAAGUGGCGUCCCCAUGGGCAGCAGCGUGUUCAUCGGUGGAGGAGGCUCUUUGUCUGGAGACUCCAUAAAGAAAGAGAAACUGAUUUCCAGCUAUGCAGACGCGGGUCAGAUGAAGGCGGGGCUUGGACAGUCGUAUUAUGGGAGCUCCGGAGUUUUGAUGAAAGAUAAAGCCACAUACGCAGAGAUCCGUCGGGACAGCGGGGUUUUCGGAGGAGGGGGAUUUUGCUGCUGUUCAGAUUCGUGCUGUUCGUGGUGGAAAUGGCUCCUGGGACUCCUCCUUCUGGCUCUGCUCCUGCUCGGACUCCUGUUUGGUCUCAUCGCUCUGGGUAAAAACCAAUAA